AGUGUAGAAGUGAGUAAAGUGCUGCUGGCUGACUCUCUGUGUCUCCAGUGGCGGAGCUGAAGUUCGUGGAACAGGCCGAGGGUUUGGCGAAGAACCUCAUGUCUCUAAGAGAUCGCUCGUCCCGGCUGUCGCUGCGACUCGAAGAGCUGAAGAGCAACGUCCAUAAACAGAUGGAGGAGCUGUACCGGACAGAGGUGCACAUCGACAUGCAGCUGCGAGCCUGCUCCGGCUCCUGUCGCUCCGCGUUUCCGUUCGCGGUCGAUCAUCUCGGCUUCGAGACGCUUCACGCCGACCUGCAGCAGAUGGACCGGAGGAGGAAGUCGGCCCCGCCUCCGGAGGACGUCCCACAUGUCACCCUGCAGCCGGUAGACAUCAGCCCGCCACCGCCACCAGAGUACCGGACCAUCCCGACGGUCCGGAGAGAACUGUUGACCCAGUUUGAGGACAUCGGGCAGAACCGGGUGGUUCUGGAGGAGCUGCUGGACUGAAGUUUGACAGCUGACAGUGGGAGCAGCCGACGGGUCUUUCUUUUCUCGUGUAACAGCACCUUGUGGUUUUAUUUUGAAGGGGCUGAUUUAAAUAAACACCAUCACUGUUGUUGAAGAAAACUUGAAACUAACGAGAGACCAUAAACUCAGUACGAGAAUGUUUACUGAGGUCACCAAUCAAGUCAGAAGUAGGCUAAUUUUCUCAUAGGCUCUAUACAAUAAUUAUAUAUAAUAUAAUUAAAAACAAUUAUAACAAUUAAAAAGAACAAACACAUUUUUUCCAACCAAAAAAAUGAUACUUUGAGCAAAAUAUUAAUGUCUGAAAAACAACUUGAACAUUAUUUUAUUUGAAAUAAAAAAACUCAAAACUGUGGAUAUAAUAAAUAAUAAUCUUUCCUUAUUAAGCAUGCAUUUUUUCUGGAAUAUUCUGCCUCUCAUCACGUCUGUUAAACAGAUAUUUAAAAUAUAAUUGCAUGGAGAACACACUCCUCUUUUUUCCUGUAAUAAUAUUUAUGUCACCUUCUCCACAUAUAGACAGAUAUAAUAACUCAUUUCUGUUGAUAUCAACCUCAUUUUUUGUUAUUUGUAUAUUCACAGUUAAUAAAAGACAGUUUUGCACAAUUCUGGUUUCUCUCCUUUA
Centropristis striata (black sea bass) is the source of this 1128-nucleotide messenger RNA. RefSeq lists its product as uncharacterized. Gene Ontology annotation, biological process: blood coagulation. Bases 99 to 488 code for a protein of 129 amino acids. The record is from RefSeq and is a predicted model, not a curated record. The transcript is spliced from 2 exons. NCBI's taxonomy places the organism in Eukaryota, Metazoa, Chordata, Actinopteri, Perciformes, Serranidae.